AUGGGCCGUGAGAAGAACGGCACUGAUUCCUGCACGCACGCGGAGGAGCAAGGAGAGCGGAGGAGAGUUGGUCGUGGUGGUGGUGGUGGUGGUGGUGGUGGUGGUGGUGGUGGUGGUGGUGGUGGUGGUGGUGGUGGUGGUGGUGGUGGUGGUGGUGGUGGUGGUGGUGGUGGUGGUGGUGGUGGUGGUGGUGGUGGUGGUGGUGGUGGUGGUGGUGGUGGUGGUGGUGGUGGUGGUGGUGGUGGUGGUGGUGGUGGUGGUGGUCGUGGUGGUGGUGGUGGUCGUGGUGGUGGUGGUGGUGGUGGUGGUGGUGGUGGUGGUGGUGGUGGUGUGGUGGUGGUGGUGGUGGUGGUGGUGGUGGUGGUGGUGGUGGUGGUGGUGGUGGUGGUGGUGGUGGUGGUGGUGGUGGUGGUGGUGGUGGUGGUGGUGGUGGUGGUGGUGGUGGUGGUGGUGGUGGUGGUGGUGGUGGUGGUGGUGGUGGUGGUGGUGGUGGUGGUGGUGGUGGUGGUGGUGGUGGUGGUGGUGGUGGUGGUGGUGGUGGUGGUGAAACUUCUCCUCUGCGCCCACUUCCCACCCGCCCCCCUUCUCCGCCCCGCUCCUCCCCGUGCUCCCCGUCUCCGCCCCCCUCUUACCCCCAUCCACCCCUUCCGCCACCCCUUCCGCCACCCCUUCCGCCACACCUUCCGCCACACCUCCCGCAUCCUGCUCCCCCCCGCCCCUCCUGCGGCCAAUCGUUACGGAUAG
Messenger RNA from Closterium sp. Naga37s-1, 744 nucleotides. NCBI's taxonomy places the organism in Eukaryota, Viridiplantae, Streptophyta, Zygnematophyceae, Desmidiales, Closteriaceae. The record is from the annotation of a GenBank genome assembly.